Messenger RNA from Penicillium macrosclerotiorum, 864 nucleotides. RefSeq names its product GNAT family N-acetyltransferase. Gene Ontology annotation, molecular function: acyltransferase activity, transferring groups other than amino-acyl groups. NCBI's taxonomy places the organism in Eukaryota, Fungi, Ascomycota, Eurotiomycetes, Eurotiales, Aspergillaceae. The record is from RefSeq and is a predicted model, not a curated record. The transcript has a single exon. Bases 1 to 864 code for a protein of 287 amino acids.
AUGCCCGCUCCUACGCUCUCGAUAAAAACACCCUUGGUGGAGCAAUGUGAAGAGGCCGAAGUCAUUCACAUCCAGCGCCAAGGAGAAACGUAUGCAAAACUGCAUCCAGAUAAAUCAGUCGUGGUCCGCCCCAUCCCACAAGGCGGAGUCGCUAUCCGUACUAUGUUCGCCUUUGAUGGAAAGCUCAACCGGGCCGUGGGGUGCGGCAAGGAGGGGGACAUGCAUGACACGACUUUGCGCGAUUUAGAUUUGACUUUCGCAAUCAUUGGACUUUCUCCGGAACUGCACCUGAGUCCCCUCGCGACAUCAUUGACUUUCCAAUCCUUGAUCACUCGCGGUUAUGUGGAGAAAUACGAGCUUACCACUUACUGGGGCGCACCGGAGCGUCUCAAUACCAUCGAAUCUCCAAACCGUGCUACCGGAGAGAUGGCCGUCAUGACUCGCCGAGUCACCACCCAUGAGCUGAACCACUUCAUCGAGACUUCUGCGGCCGGGUUUCAAAGUAAUGGCCGACCUCCCGAAUUGCUGAGAACACUGGCACGAAUUGCGACGCAGCGGCAAGACACCCGACUCUAUUUCGCCUUGAUGGGAGGGGAGAUUGUCGGCACCGCCGCGCUGGCAACCAUCGACACGUCUCAUGGGAGCGUGGCACAUCUGUAUUUAGACAGUACGCUCCCUCGGCAUCGGGGACGAGGAGUACAACUGGCGUUGAUCCAGGCUCGUCUCCAAGAGGCGCAACAACUGAGGCUGCCACUAGUCACAACCAUCACUCGGACUGGGGACGGAAGUGCACGUAAUGCGGGACGAGCUGGGCUGCGAGUCGCAUACACCAUUCCUGUUCUCACUCGCCCAAAGACGCUGUGA